UUGUCUAGCUGUGUUUAGAUCGUCAUUACUUGGAGAUAUCACUAUUUACUUCCUCCGUUUCUAUAAACUCGAAAUAAUUUCUCAGUGGAUUUGUUUUGUUUUUGUUAAUCCUGGUUUCGUUUAGUUCAUAGUGGUAUUUUUAGUCCCCGUAGUGUAAUUAUUUCUGCGAAAUUUAUGUUAGUUUAAUAUUAAGUUUCUCAUCGAACCUGGAUCAGAAAUUUCUUUGUUUCUGUGCUUAAUUCAAGAAGUAAUUGAGAAGCGGAUCUUGUUGCAUAGGAACUAGAGCAGCUCUCACUCUCGAAACAAUAAGAUAAUGGUGCCACGAUAUGCAGCACGACACGGCAAGGGGCAAUUGGUGCUCGCACAGCAACAGAUAGUAACUAAUCGACUUGGUCCAGCUAAUGAGAUGCAAAAAUGUAUUUACACACAAAUAGAACAACUUUGGCAAAGUGGAUUUAGUGGAUUAUCUUCUGAUAGAUUACUGCCAACUGAGAACGAGGCAGCAAUUUUACCAAACAGAAACACGUGAAGCACGGAAGAUAGAAAUUUCAAUUAUUUUUCUAUAAAUAUCUCUCAUAUAGCCCAUAUCUUCCAAUAGAGUUUUACCGUCGCAGCAGCAACAGCAGCAAGAUGUAUAGCGAUGGUCGAUUCUAAUUGUUCAGAUGUGACGGAAUGUGCCGUCCGAUUGAACAAGCGAUUGUUUGCGCUAUCAGUCUGAUGGUUGCGCCAUCAAGACAAUUAGAUAUUGCAUGUCUCGCUUAUAGAGAUGGACGGUUUAAAUUCUCUCAUUCAGUGGAUACUGAUAAGUUCUUUUUUUAAACUGUGCUAAGGUUAUUUUCCGGCAAUAAACUAUAUAUCUGAUCUUUUUUUCUGAUUUUGGAUUAUCAUUCUUAAAAACUGGUUUCAAAAGAACGGAAGUUGUUUGUUACGUAUCGUUAGCCAAACAGUAAACAGGUUUGGCUGCAGAAUGACGUGCAUGCUGGGUGGGCAACGACUUGCGCGUACACGAUCAUAUAUAUAGGUUCUUGAAACGUCAUUUGUAGGACAUUUUAAAGUACUGAACGUAAACUAAGUGCAUACAGUACCGAUGUACAUACAGUGGCUAGAGUAAAAACUAAAGUGUUUGAUUGGUGGUGGUGCCCUACCUUACCAAGAUGAAGUUCGCGGAGCAUCUCUCCGCGCAUAUCACACCGGAAUGGCGCAAACAGUACAUCAAUUACGAGGAAAUGAAAGCAAUGCUGUACACCACCGUCGAGGAAGCCCCCGCGGUGGACAGCGUCGAGGAGGACAUCAUCAAGCGUCACUUUGCCAAUUUCGACGAAAAUUUCUACCACUACUGCGACGAGGAACUGAAAAAGAUCAACACCUUCUACUCGGAGAAGCUUGCGGAAGCUACGCGAAAGUAUGCUGCCCUGUCGGCCCAACUGAAGACCAUGCUCGAGAGUCAGCAGAAAAGCAAAUCCAAGGGGCACACACUGAAGCGCAUUAAUCUUCCGUAUCGGAAAGCGCAAGAAUUGAAGCUUGCCUUUAGCGAGUUCUAUCUCAGUUUGAUUCUGCUGCAAAACUAUCAGAACCUUAAUCACACCGGCUUUCGGAAAAUCCUCAAAAAACACGAUAAACUGCUGCGUUCGGACAAUGGCCACCGCUGGCAGAAGGAGCAAGUUGAGACAAGUCACUUUUUCACCAAUAAGGACAUUGAUAAGUUGAUCAACGACACGGAGACCACGGUUACGACGCAACUGGAAGGGGGCGAUCGUCAGAAGGCUAUGAAACGUCUGCGGGUUCCCCCUUUGGGGGAACAACAGAGCCCAUGGACCACGUUCAAAGUAGGUCUGUUUAGUGGGAGUUUCGUUGUCCUGUUCAUAGCUGUGAUACUGUCGGCCAUAUUUCACGAGAGUUCUGGGGAGAACCUAAAGAUUGCCUUCCGUUUGUACCGAGGACCGUUACUGUUGAUCGAGUUCGUGUUCCUGAUGGGGGUCAAUAUCUACGGGUGGCGAUCGUCCGGUGUGAAUCAUGUGCUGAUCUUCGAAUUGGAUCCUAGAAAUCAUCUUUCCGAGCAGCAUCUGAUGGAGCUGGCAGCCGUUUUAGGCGUUGUGUGGACUUUGAGUUUACUGAGCUUCCUGUACAGUGCCAGCUUAAGCAUACCGCCGUACGUUAAUCCGCUGGCUCUGACGAUCGUGAUGAUCGCAUUUCUGAUCAAUCCGUUCAGGGUGUUUCGAUACGAGGCUCGCUUUUGGCUGUUGAAGAUCAUCGGUCGCAUGAUCGCGGCUCCGUUUUUCCACGUCGGCUUCGCCGAUUUUUGGCUUGCCGAUCAGCUGAACAGUCUGGUGACGGCGCUGUUGGAUUUUCAGUUCCUCAGCUGUUUCUAUGUGACCAACGGAAACUGGCUGGAGGCGGGAAACACUCGCCAGUGCAUGGAGGAAAGUUUCAUAAUACGGCCAAUUGUGAACUGCUUGCCGGCAUGGUUCCGAUUCGCACAGUGCCUUAGACGUUACCGGGACUCGAAGGAGGCCUUUCCGCAUUUGGUAAAUGCGGGAAAAUAUUCGACCACGUUUUGUGUGGUUAUUUUUGCCACUCUCAGAAGUUUAAAUGCUUCAAAAUACGAAGACGCCUACGAUAAUCCGUACUUGUGGCUGUGGAUGUUAAGUUCGGUUAUAUCUUCCUGCUACGCGUACACGUGGGACAUCAAAAUGGAUUGGGGUUUGUUCGAUAAAAAUGCUGGUGAAAACACUUUUCUUCGAGAGGAAAUUGUCUAUUCGACUCCUUUCUUCUACUACUUCGCGAUUGUCGAGGAUUUGGUGUUACGGUUCGCGUGGGGUGUCGCGUUCGCUCUUACCGAAAACAAUAUAGUUUCCGGAGACCUGAUGACCUCCGUUCUGGCACCGUUGGAGGUAUUUCGACGCUUUGUGUGGAACUUUUUCCGUCUGGAGAACGAACAUCUGAACAAUUGCGGCAAGUUCAGAGCGGUAAGAGAUAUAUCGAUCGCGCCGAUCGAUUCGAACGAUCAGAUCAUUAUUCUGAAAAUGAUGGACGACGAGGAUGGCGUAACCAAUAGAGACACAAAACACAGCCGAGCAAAGCAUAAAAAGACCAAAGAAGAAAAGAAGCCCCUCUUGCCUGCUUUUAAAGGUUCCCUGCAGGAUCUCAGCAUAGACAUCAGCAGCUCGAAGAAGCUGUAAAUCGAAUCUGCUCAAUAAUCGAUGUUUUUACUUUUAUUUUAAUAAGACAAGAAACCAACAACAACCUUAUUAGAGUUUGACCAGACGAAGGAGUAGGUACUUAUGUUAGAAUAUUUGAGUUUCGAACAAACCGGACGGUCGUAAACAAUAGUGAGUCAACGAAACAGAGGAACCUCACAGUAUACGAACAACAGAAAAUAACUGAAAAAAAAACCGAUGACUUAAGCCACUACUGUUUGCGAUCAUUCAACUAUCAAGUAGUAUGUUUCCCCUUUUAAAACGUUGGUUUACAAAUAGCUUAGAUAGCCAAUUCCCACAUUCCUUCUAGGUUAUGUAACGUGUUUUUAGAAAAAGAUUAAGCGAAAACGUAACGAAUUUUUUUUUUCUGUAAAAAAGUACAGUAGCUUUUAGAACCAGUUAAAACUCUUGAAAUGCCUGAUAACAAAACAACGUGUACUUCCAUUUUUACCGAUUACAACAGCGCUGCGAUAAGGAUAGCAAUUUAGGAUAGUGUUUUCAAUGCGAAAUUUUCUAUUGUACAGCUAGAAUAACAAAAAAAAACUAAAGCAGGAUGUCGAUUUUUUUUUAUAGUUUUAUAUUGGUUCGGCAGUAUUAUGGCACCUUUUACCGAAAUGUUUGUGCUUAUUGUUGAUUCCCCACACAUCCAUCUAUAAUUUUAGUUUCAUCAUCUUAGUUUCGUUAACUGUAUGUCGAGUGUUUAUGUAGUAGGAAAUGCAUGAAUUUGCAAACGAAGCAAUAAAGAUAUAUUUUUACCAUUAUUGUUGAGAUUAACUAUCUUGUUUUUAUUAGCAGGCAAGCAAAAAUGAUUUGUAUUUACAACAUAAAACUAGAUAGAGCAAGUUUGUGAUGUCAUUCCAAGAGCAAUAAAUUUCUUAGAAUAUACGAGAGAUGUUCUCUUUUU
Sabethes cyaneus is the source of this 4101-nucleotide messenger RNA. Its product is annotated as xenotropic and polytropic retrovirus receptor 1. Gene Ontology annotation, cellular component: Golgi apparatus; cytoplasm; plasma membrane. Bases 1155 to 3179 code for a protein of 674 amino acids. The transcript has 8 exons. Gene Ontology annotation, molecular function: inositol hexakisphosphate binding. Lineage: Eukaryota; Metazoa; Arthropoda; Insecta; Diptera; Culicidae. The record is from RefSeq and is a predicted model, not a curated record. Gene Ontology annotation, biological process: cellular response to phosphate starvation; phosphate ion transport.